Molecule: messenger RNA, 498 nt
Organism: Staurois parvus
Lineage: Eukaryota; Metazoa; Chordata; Amphibia; Anura; Ranidae
Source: the annotation of a GenBank genome assembly
CACAUUAAUAAUAAAAGUAGAUGGACUUGUUUCAGGUCAGCGGGGAUCAGAGCAAGCAGCAGGAUCUGCUCAAUCUUCUUGGUUUAGAUCAGGGGGGGAAUAGUGCCACCAUCUUGGUUCAUGGAGUAGGAAUAAGGUGCCCCAUCAUUGGUGUCAGUGGGAGGAAUAGUGCCCCAUCAUUGGUGUCAGUGGGAGGAAUAGUGUCCCCAUCAUUGGUGUCAGUGGGAGAAUAGUGCCCCAUCAUUGGUGUCAUGGGAGGAAUAGUGCCCCAUCAUUGGUAUCAGUGGGAGGAAUAGUGCCAAUCAUUGGUGUCAGUGGGAGGAAUAGUGCCCCAUCAUUGGUGUCAGUGGGAGGAAUAGUGCCCCAUCAUUGGUGUCAGUGGGAGGAAUAGUGCCCCCAUCAUUGGUAUCAGUGGGAGGGAAUAGUGCCCCAUCAUUGGUGUCAGUGGGAAUUAGAAUCAUGUCAGCCCCUGAUUGAUGGUGUCAGUGGGAGGAAGAG